AUGGUCGGCUUUAGACCUGGGCUAUCCACUCAAGACUCCAUGAAGCUCCUCAAGCAUGAGAUCAUUCACGCAGAGACAAGAGACGCGAGAGUAAUCCUAGGGCUAGACCUCAAAAAGGCAUUCCAUAAUUUAUCACAUGACUACAUACUCGACACGAUCUCCAACCACGACCUCGGCACGAGACUCUACGCUAAUACAAAAUUGUUCCUGAACGACAGAACGGCCACCCUCCGUCUAGGGGAAAUCAUGGCCCAGAAAUACAAAAUCGGCUGCAAAGGCACCCCGCAAUGUCCUGUAAUCUCUCCGAGGCUUUUUAGCCUUGCACUUGCCGGCUUAGGCAAGAAACUGGAUCAUAUCGAGAACGUCGAAUACACGAUAUACGCAGAUGACGUAACGCUCUGGGGACCCGGAGGUAGCCUGGGAUCAUUUGAAAACGCUCUGCAGCAAGUGAUCGACGCGAUCGAAGAAUACUUCGCUCCCACCGGCCCACGAUGUUCGCCUGUGAAGUCGGAGCUCCUCGUCUACAAACCAUCGAGAAGCGGUCCCAAGCCAAAGAACGAAAUCAGACACACACUCCAUUACUCUCAGAACAAAAGACGGAGGAACCAUUCCACACGUCAGCAAACCAGAGUCCUUGGGAUGCUCAUUGAGAGCAACGGCAAAAAGGCUGCGACAGUGGAGAAGAUCGUGAUAACAUCGAAUAAUGGCUUGAAUCUCAUACGAUGCAUAGGAAACAGACAACAUGGCCUUAAUGAAGAAAAUCUCCUCAAGCUAACACACACUUUUGCGCUAUGCCACUUCACCGACGAGGCGGUCAUGCACAGAUUGCAAGUAGCAGAAAAGGACAAACUCAAUGUACAACAGAAAAAUCUAGUCAAACUUGCGCUGGUAAUCCCCAAGAACACCGAGACAGAGCUCCUGCUGCAACUGGCGGUACACAAUACACUUGAAGAAAUCGCCGAAGCUUAA
Messenger RNA from Dermacentor albipictus, 969 nucleotides. Lineage: Eukaryota; Metazoa; Arthropoda; Arachnida; Ixodida; Ixodidae. The record is from RefSeq and is a predicted model, not a curated record.